ACGGCAGCGGGAAUCGUUUUAUAUUAUCGUCUAUCACACAUAUCGCGAUCGCGAUAAAUAUUAAAAUAUUAUUUCUGUGGAAUAAUUUCCGAUUCACAGUUUGCAUAAUUAAUUAGUUUUCACAAUUAGUGAGUCAGAUAUUGCGUUCUGCAAUUAUAAGUUUUUAAUUAUAACUUAUAUAUUCUAUUCAUGUGUUAUAAUACAACAGUUAAACAAUAAUUAAAUACUCUAAACGUUUUAAAACGCAAAUUUCUUAUUUUUCAUAUUUGAAAAGCACAGAAGAGCUUACAAAAAUACUUUGAGUUUAUCAGAGUCGCGACGUGUGCACGCAAAAUUAACUUUAAUUUUCGAUUUACAUUUACCUCUGCCGUUUGCUUGCUUGUCCAGCCGAUCUGUGUGAUAUCGUGCUUUUCAAGUUUUAUUGCAAAAUAUGUUGCGUGAUUACAAUUAAUUUUCGCGAGUGAAGAAACAAUCAGCGUUGAAUCAUUGAAAGAAGGAUGAAGAAAGCAUCGAUCAUCAACGAAAUAAAUGAAGAUUUGGUGUAAGUGAGUGGAGUCAGCUGAUUCUCAGAUGUUCGCUAAUGCAAGUGGCAAGAAAAGAUAUGGUUAGGGACGAAUACCCAGCCCCAGAGGAAAAAGAAAAAGUAGAAGAUAUGGAUGAAACAGUGCAACCGGAAGAAAAUAAUCAGGAGAAUGCCAAUGAGGAAAUGGAAUGUGUCGAGGACGAGGAAUACUCUAAUGACAUUAGUGAUAGUUUCGAAGAAGACAUGUAUUCCGCUGAUACUGGUUUUAAAGCAUUAGAGGACCAGUUGGAUCAUUUGCAAACUGCUUUGGAUCAUUUGGAAAGGAAAAAUGAUGAUAUACAUGCAGAAUUAAUCGAAUUGUUACAAUCUAAUCGGGAAGCUAGGAAACAAUUUCAAGAAUCACUACAAAUUGAAGAACAGCAAUGAAAUUGAUAACCAUGUUGUACUUAGAAAACUAAAUACUUUGUUAAUUUGGUAUCUAGAAAUAUCUAAGCAAUAUUAUUUUUAUUCUUUUUUUGAAUCAAAUGUUCCAUACAUGUGUAAAAAUCUUUGUGAAGAAUUUGAUAAUUUAUUCCACAAGUUCAAUUAUAUCUAUCAGUAUUUGAGUAUAAAAACUUUAAUAGCAUUCCUGAUAAUAAAAAAACUAAAAUUAUA
Molecule: messenger RNA, 1177 nt
Organism: Linepithema humile (Argentine ant)
Lineage: Eukaryota; Metazoa; Arthropoda; Insecta; Hymenoptera; Formicidae
Product: bublin coiled-coil protein
Source: RefSeq, a predicted model, not a curated record